Vanessa tameamea is the source of this 1099-nucleotide messenger RNA. RefSeq names its product B1 protein-like. Lineage: Eukaryota; Metazoa; Arthropoda; Insecta; Lepidoptera; Nymphalidae. The transcript is spliced from 6 exons. The coding region runs from base 453 to 917 and encodes 154 amino acids. Gene Ontology annotation, molecular function: odorant binding. The record is from RefSeq and is a predicted model, not a curated record.
GUGAUGGUGACGACGAUGCUGGCGCUGGGCGCGGCACCGUGCGUGUUGCAGCGCGCGUGUCCAGCGCGAUCUCCGCGUCCACCGUCCAGCGUCUGCAUGCACAGACUACAUACAGAGACCGAAGAAAAACCAAAAUGUUCGAAAAUGUGCUAGUACUCUCCCUCGAAGUUUCUCCACAUAUUUAUUUGACUGGCGUAUAAUACUUUAUUUACAUACGAGAGUCACAAACAAAUACAUAAAGAGGAAAUAUUCAGUGGAUAGUAAAAAUUAUAAACUCGAUUGCUUAUCACAUUGAUUACGAUAGUAACGCAUCGUCGCAUAGUGAGGAUGGAGGAGCGCUUAAAGCCAGAAGUGCGUGGAUGCACGCGCGAGUACGACUGUAAGCGUUGCUCGGGCUGCCGCUGGUUCCUGUGCUGCGUCUCGUGUCGUUGUUCCUGCUACAGGGAGGAAUCAUGAUUGUCAUUUUUUUAUUUGCUAUGUUUUCUGGAAUCGAUCAGAUAUCAGCUAAUUGCAAAAACUGUAUGUUGCUUGGUAAAGAUGAACGAGCAAUGUUCCGCGCGCACUCCGACGCCUGCCGCACACAGUCCCAGGUGGAACACCAGCUAAUCGACAAUAUGCUUAAUGGCAAGCUGGUGGACGACCCGCGCUUGAAAAACCACGUCUAUUGCGUACUUCUUAAAUGCAAAAUAAUCAGCAAGGACGGCAAGCUGCAGAAGGCUGCGGUUCUGGGGAAGAUGGGUACUCGCCUCGAUGGGAAGAACGUCACUAAGGUCCUAGAAAAUUGUGCUAAUCAACCUGGUGAGAGACCAGAGGACCUAGCAUGGAACCUCUUCCGUUGUGGUUACGACAAGAAGGCCGUACUCUUCGACUUCAUGCCCGCAGGGUCGAAUGGAACGGACGAGAACGACGCCUUGUAACCAACUCUUCUUCGACAGAUGGCGUUAUAUUGAAAUUAUUGUGAUUGUAUUUAACGAAACUUGUGUUAUAUUUUAUUCAUUGUUCUGCUAUAAUACUCUACAUAUUUCAAACAAUUUAAUUUUUUUUAUACAAUUUGUGAACAAUACGAUUUUAUAAUAAAUUGAAACUGUAUUUCCCACCA